Molecule: messenger RNA, 2555 nt
Organism: Meleagris gallopavo (turkey)
Lineage: Eukaryota; Metazoa; Chordata; Aves; Galliformes; Phasianidae
Gene: MNX1
Product: motor neuron and pancreas homeobox 1
Biological process (GO): neuron projection morphogenesis; spinal cord motor neuron cell fate specification; regulation of DNA-templated transcription
Cellular component (GO): nucleus
Molecular function (GO): DNA-binding transcription factor activity, RNA polymerase II-specific; sequence-specific double-stranded DNA binding
Source: RefSeq, a predicted model, not a curated record
AGUGGCUGCGGGCGAGCACGGCCGGCAUGAUCCUGCCCAAGAUGCCCGACUUCGGCUCUCAGGCGCAGUCCAACCUCCUGGGGAAGUGCCGGCGGCCGCGCACCGCCUUCACCAGCCAGCAGCUGCUGGAGCUGGAGCACCAGUUCAAGCUCAACAAGUACCUCUCCCGGCCCAAGCGCUUCGAGGUGGCCACGUCGCUGAUGCUCACCGAGACGCAGGUGAAGAUUUGGUUCCAGAACCGCCGCAUGAAAUGGAAGCGCAGCAAAAAGGCGAAGGAGCAGGCGGCACAGGAGGCUGAGAAGCAGAAGGGAGGAGGAGGAGAGGACAAAGCGGCCGAGGAGGUGCUGCUGCCCGGCCCGGAGAAAGGCGGCGGGAGGCGAUUGCGGGAGCUGCCCGACAGUGAGCCCGAGGACGAGGAGGAAGAAGAAGAGGAAGAAGAAGAGGCUGAGGCCGGGCGGUGCUGCCCCUACCACUCCUCCGACUGCUCCGAUGCGGACGAGGAGGACUCGCAGCCCGGGGGACGGCCCGGAGCCCCCCCGCCACCCUCCGCACAGCCGCAGUGAGCCCAAGGCCGCCCCGUCGGGGCCGCCCCCGGCAAUGGAGCCUCUUGGCCCCGCUCCCCGUCUCGUUCUCCCAUCCCUCCCUGCCCGGAGGGGGACGCGGAAGGUGAUCUCCCGUCUGCAGAGCGGGAGGGAGGAUUCACACAGUGUUAUUAUUGACUGAGAAGCGGCUACGACUUGAGCCCCGUCCCCUCCCUGCCCCAUCGGAACAGUUUCCUUCUUACUAUAUAUCGGGAAAAGUGUUUAUGUCAUGAACGUUAAAACUGCUGCAAAUCUCGAUACUGUCUUUAUUUUUAUAUAUCGUAUUUAUAAAAAAAAAAAAAUGAAUUCCUCUACUUAUGCAUGCUAAAUUAUUACCCAGCCCCUCCCGCUGUGAGGUGGGGGGGAGGAAUAUAAAUAAAGAGCGUUUUGUACUGUGGGGACGCGUGCGGCUCCUUGGGCCGGGGGGGCUGGGGCUGUCGGACGUGCGAUUUCCACCCGCUUGUGGAGCUGCAGAUCCAAAGCGGCGUUAAUUCGCCUUUUGAGAAGGCGAGAGAGGUUGUACGAAGGGACGAGGGGUUCCCGGGGCCGAGAAGAGUCCCUCCGAGGGCCGAGCGAGGCCGUUCCGCGCUUUCUCUCUCCAAUAAAUCCGCGGAUCAAUCGGUUCUUGUCACGGCGGCGUUUCCCCGGCUCAGUUAGAGAGCAUUUAAAUACAAUCAACCGCCUCGGCUCCGCCUGCUCCCCGGGGCUCAACCCUGCUAACGAACGGCGGAUCCGCGUCCGCGCAACGUGCGCGCGGAACCGCAGCCGCGCAGCCCGGGCGCAACCGCUUGUAUGGGAGAAGACGGGCUAAAGAACCUCGGAAACGCGUCCUGCUCCCUCUCCGACGUUUUCUACAAAGAUUUAUGUGAUGUUUUUAUUUUUUGCAUUUAAAAAUCGUGUAUACUUCUUUCUUUGUUUAUUAUUGUUACUGUUUUUCUUUUUAAUUCUUAUUUUAUUAUUGUCGUUAUUUUUAAAGCAUCUUUUCACAGUCCCUCCUUAACCUUCAGUUCUCCCGUUCCGCGGAGCGCAGCCCAGUUGUCCUCUGCACGCAGGAAACCCGUUCCCGAUCCCGGAUUGCUUCAAGCGUCGCUCCCCGGGAUGGGAUUUAACGGCACUGCUGUUAUUUAUGACUUUACUGCCCGACACUCCCCAGGAAUACGCUGUAAUUCAAAGCCGCUCCCGGGGUAGAGCAUAAAUCUGGGCAGAUCCCAGGUGUCAAAAACCUGAUCGGGGAAACUCGAUUUAGGCUGAUCGAUGCCUGCUCCCCUUGCAAGGAAACAAUCGAGUUACGGGCUCUGAUUUAAAUCGGUACAACGAUUUCCUUUCGUUUGCAGGCCGCGGGGUUUGGGGAAUGUAAAGCGAGAAAAAGGAAAGAAAAAGAGAGGAGAGACGGGUUUGCGAUUUUCAAUCUCAAAUUUGCGAUUUUCAAUGCGCAACUUCGGCGCAGCACCGCGGCUUCUUUGCCCCCGAGUCCAAAUGUGCCUCUGUGGCUGAGAUCCAUCUGCACUUCCCCCGAAAUACCCGAAAUCGGGCAGCCUGCCUCGUUAUCCUGAAUAAUGGUAAUAGUAAUCAUAAGGAGAAAAUAAGAAUAAGAAGUUAAAUUUUAAAAUAUAUGUAUUUAUCAAGGGCGACCUGAGAUCGCACCCUCAAAAAGAACCUCACUUCACUCAUUAAUUACCCAAUUAUCCCCCGCUAAUGAAGCACACCGGCACGCCGCGGAGCUGUGUGCCCGAGCCCAUGGAAGAGCCGCGCAGGGUGCGGGCAGCCACUGCCGGGCUCCGUAUCAAAGCGCUGCCGGUGUAUUGUGUCUGUCUCAAUAAAAUUAAUCUCUUUAAAGCCCGGCCCCUACAAGAAUACCUUCAGUGUUCCAGACUACAAGGGCAAAUAUGUUUUUCAGAUUGUGUUUUUAUGGACGGAUUAAAGUUUAUUUUCCAUAAUAGGGCACCUAAUAAAACUCAUAAAGCUCUGUCAGUC